AUGUACAAAGUCUUGUCAAGCCUACCCGGUCUAAGCAUUGCGGGAUCAAUCAUAUCUGGUCUAUUAGUGGCACCUAUGACAAAUACUCCUUUUCUAUCAUUCAAACCAUCUAAUUCUGUCAAUAAAGUAUUAACGACUCUAGAGCUCGACUCUGACAUUGAAGUAUCUCUCCUUGGGACCAACGCAUCCAACUCAUCAAAGAAAAUAAUACACGGCGUAGAGGCUCGAGCUCUUUGGAAAACUUGUCGCACAGCCUUUUCAGACUCCCCGACAUACUUGUUCAAUAAUUCUGGUCCUUUUAUAGAAAUAAAGUUUGCGCGGGAUUCGUUAGCAACAGCUUUAGCUAAUAGCGUUUUACCACAACCUGGAGGUCCCCACAUCAAAACACCAGCUGGAGCAGCAAUACCAACCUUCAAAUACAACUCAGGCUUUUUGAUUGGCUGCACUAUACACAUAUGCAAUUCCAUUCUGAUCUUGAAUAAAGCGCCCACGUUUUGCCAUGUGACAUCUGGAAUAGUUGCGAAUCCCUCUCUCUUGGCACUGGGCUGGACACUGGGAAGUGCAUUUACAAAAUCUUGA
This is a messenger RNA of Candida albicans SC5314, 579 nucleotides long. RefSeq lists its product as uncharacterized. The record is from RefSeq and is a predicted model, not a curated record. The coding region runs from base 1 to 579 and encodes 192 amino acids. The transcript has a single exon. NCBI's taxonomy places the organism in Eukaryota, Fungi, Ascomycota, Pichiomycetes, Serinales, Debaryomycetaceae.